Messenger RNA from Mangifera indica (mango), 1184 nucleotides. Its product is annotated as zinc finger CCCH domain-containing protein 14-like. NCBI's taxonomy places the organism in Eukaryota, Viridiplantae, Streptophyta, Magnoliopsida, Sapindales, Anacardiaceae. Gene Ontology annotation, molecular function: metal ion binding; mRNA binding. The coding region runs from base 49 to 876 and encodes 275 amino acids. The record is from RefSeq and is a predicted model, not a curated record. The transcript is spliced from 3 exons.
AGCAAAAGCAACAUUUUCAGGGUACCUUGGGUUAUCUUUUCGACGUUAAUGGAUCAAGAGGGAGAGAAUGGAUUUCCGUUGUGCGAUUUCAAAACCUGCUCCAUGACUUCUCCCACUGCAACGUCGAAUUCAUCUCCCCCGUCCGAUUUUGAUGUUGAUUUCAGUUCAAUUUUCCACUCGAUUUUUCAGCCAAGAUCAUCUACAGACGACUGCCACCACCAUAUCGCCACCGACCACCGCCUCAACCAAGCUCGACUGAUCUUGGAAUAUCAGCAGCUCUGCGACCACUACGAUCUCUGCUUCUCUCGCCUACAGUCGCUCAAUAGAGAACUGGAAACUCUCCACAAGGAAAACGCAGAUCUCCGACUUGCUAAUGCCAGACUCCUCAAGCUUAUCACUAACAGCUUCCACCGUCUCACAGAAAAUAUCUCGUCCGGUUUCACUCCAAAGAACGUAAUGGAGAAACGUAAUGUUUUGGAGAGAGAUUCUCUGCCUAAAAGUAUCUCCGUCCGGUCCAGUGGCUACCUCAAAACUAAUCAAAAUAGCGGUCCGAGUCGACCGGAAGCACAAACAGUGAAUGUUAAUAAGAGAGAGGAAGAAGCAAAAGCGAAGGCAGUGGAACUGGAGGUGUAUAAUCAAGGGAUGUGGAAGACGGAGCUUUGUAACAAGUGGCAGGAGACCGGCACGUGUCCCUACGGUGACUACUGCCAAUUCGCCCACGGCGUGAAGGAGCUCCGUCCCGUAAUCAGACACCCAAAGUAUAAAACCGAAGUCUGCCGGAUGGUUUUAUCGGGAGCCACGUGUCCUUAUGGCCACCGUUGCCACUUCCGUCACUCCCUCACCGAGCAGGAAAGGUCGCUGAUGCUCCCACGCUAAUCUGUAAAAACACAAAUGGGAUCGAUGUGGAAGAUGAUGAAAAUGGCUGAUUUGGGGGGCAACCGGAAUGGCUGUAAUUGGAAGUUUUCUUAAACAAGUAAGUGUCCAACCACCGUUAGUUGGCGGAGUUUGAAUUUUUUGAAGGAUCCGUUUUAUCAGUUUAACAUUUGGUUCAUUCGCAUACACACGAAACCGUUUCUUGACUGCUGCUGUUGCUGCUUUUGGUGAAACGUACAUUCAUACUGACUAUCAGACACUUGAUCUUGUACCCAAAUUCUGUUACUACUAUGACCUUUGUUAUAUUAAUA